UAGAGGAUCUAUCCCAAGUGAUAGAAGUUGCCUUCUGAUACUUUCAAUAUUUUAUGGAUACUAGUCUUCUUAACAUGUUGGCCCAUCUUUUAUCCUAUACACAACUGAUACACUUUUUUCCCCCUCAUAAACAUUUUUGACAUGAAAAAGGAAAUCCAGACCUAUGUGAGGAACUUGAUUAUGAGACUGGGUGGAUGGAGUGAAAGGACAUGUGGAACUGAAAAGGAAGGAAAUUCCCUUAGCAUUUGAAAGGUACAUGUAUACUCUAAAAUAGUAACUAUCUAUUCUCUCAAGGAAUGUUAAGGUGGACAACAUAGGUGAGGUGUAAGUUAGGAGAUAAUAAGAGUCAGAGGAAAACAAGAUGGCUAAAAGCUGCUGCUUCUAUCUUAGAAUCAAUACUGUGUAUUGGUUCUGAUGCAGAAGAGGGGUAAGGUCCAGACAAUAGGUAUUAUGUGACUUGCCCAGGGUCACACAGACGUGUCUGAGGUAACAUUUGAACCUAGGAUCUCCUGUCUUUAGGCUUGUCUCUCAAUCCACUGGGCCACCGAGCUGCCCCUAUUAGCUUCUUUUAUGAAGACAGUUAAUCUAAAAAAGAUUUGGUGGGUUUAGUGGACUACAAGUUUAAUAUGAGUUAAUAGGCAGCCAAGAAAGCUGAUCUAAUCUUAAACUGUAAUGAGAGGGAUAAUUAAGGUAGCAUCCAGGACUAGGGAAGUGGAUUGUCCUGUAAUUAAUUCUGCCCUUUUCAGAUUACAUCUGAAAUACUAUGUUGAGUUUUGGAAUUAAAUUGAUAAGCCACAAAGCAUCCAGAGGAGGGCAGGUAGGAUGGUGAAGGGCCUUGAGUUCUUGCCAUGUAAAGAUGAGUUAAAAAUAUUGAGGAUGAUUAAGAAGGAGAAGAGAAGACUUAAGGAGAGAAUGGCACAACUAUUAUAGUAUUUGAAAGGCUGGCAUAUGGAAAAUGGAUAGACCAGUUCUUUUUGGCCCCAGAGGACAGAACUAGGAACAAUGAGGUGGGCAUUACAAAUAGCCAGAUUUAUUCUUGAUGCUGGGAAAAACUUCUUAACCAUUAGAGAUAAUUAAAAAUGAAUGUACUGUAGUGUAUUCUCCCCUUUCUGAAGGUCUUUAAACAAAAUCUGGGUGAACACUUGUCAUCUGUAUUGUAGAAAGAUUUCUUGUUCAGAUCUGAUUUAGAUUAGAUGGAUUUGGCUUCUUGAAUAAAAAAUAAGCCACUGACAAUAAGAGGUCCUCAAAAAAAGAAGAAAAAUAUAGAAUUAAAACCAUACUGACUUGAAUUUUUCAGCUCUUUAAUAUAAUUCUCUGAGCAGCUUUUAACCUUUUAGAAAACUAUACUGGGACAGUACAGAAUCACAAAAUCACAGAAUUUGAGAGUUGUGAAGGAUCUCAGUGGCCAUUUAAUCCAUAUUAUAAGGAAUUCCCACUAUAAAUGAGAAAAUAUUUGUAAAGCCCAUAUUAUAGUGUCCAGAAUAGAGUAAGCAGAUACUUAAAUGCUUGUUUCUGGUUCUCCCCUGAAAAGGAAUCAUCCAACCUCUGUUUGAAGAAAUCCUUACCUCCAAAGUCAUUUCACUUCAUUUUUUGACAGCUUUAAUUAUUAUUGUUAUUGUUAUUUUUAAACCCUCACCUUCCAUCUUAGAAUCAAUACUGAGUAUUGGUUCCAAGGCAGAAGAGCAGUAAGGGCUAGCCAGUGGUGGUUAAUUGACUUGCCCAGGGAACUUGGUUCUCUUAAAUUAAAUGCCUACAAUGUACAAGAGAUAGUAAUAGGCUCUGGAGAUACAAGAAGACCCUUCUCUCAAGGAACUUGUAUUGCAGAGUUACAACAUAUACCUAAAUAGCAGGGAAGCAUUUAUCCUGCUUUUCUAAAGUAAGUCAACAAUAUUGCGAAGGUAUCCUCUUUCCACAAGGUUCCUUUUUCUCUGUCACCUCCCUUCUCAGGAGAUAACUUCAUCUGCUGAAAAAAUCAAAGGCUGUGCCGUUUUGGGCUUCUUCAUCUCCUCUAUUCCAAAUCUGAUCUGCCCUGCAUCUAAAAACAUAUUUUAUUGAUGCCUUAUUUAUACUUCACUGUCAUUUCUCAGUAAUCCCUUCCUUUGAAAUAAACACUUAAGAAGAACAAACCAAUGCAUGGACCAUGUCUGACAAUAUAUGUAAUUGUCUUUAUUCCUAGUCCCCUUUAUAUAUAUUGACCCUUGUAAAAAUGGAGAUUUGAACCCCAGACUUCAAUCCCCAGAAGUCCUUGGCAGUUCCCAGAAUUCCUUAUAAUCUCACCUGAAUCCCCACCUGGGCUAAGAACACAAUUUGUAUUUAAACUGACUGUACCGCCGACUUGGCCUCUCUGCUUCCGCUUCUAAGCACAUGCAUCUCACAAGAUGUAAAGUAAGUGGUUAUGAAUGGGCUAUUCUGCCCUAGACAUGUGCUUUUCUUAUUUUGUAUUUUCUUAUUUCCUUGAUUUCUAAUAAUCUUUAAUAAACCUCUAAAAAAUAAUACUUUUAGUAGAGAAACUAAAUUUAAAUGUUACAGUUUAAUUUAACUGUUAUACCCCUAUCUCCCCUCUUUUUUGCCAGGCUCUGAGGAAGAUGUCCUUUUAUUUAUUUGUCAAGUUCAGCCUUAUAUUUUUACUCUUCCAUCUUCUAGGAGCUUUCCUCACUGAUUGUUUCCUCUUUGUUCCUCAUCUUUAGUUCUUUCCCUUUCUAUUGGCUCCUUUCUUAUUGCCUAUAAACAUUCUUAAUUCUCUCUCAGAGUUUAGAUGCCUUUACUUCACCCUUCUAUCACCUCAAGUCCUAUAUCUCUCCUUCCUUUUACUGUCAGACUUUUUAGAAAGAGUGGUCUGAUUUUUAGCUCCACUUUUCUUACCACAUACUUCUCAAACUGUAUAUUUGGGUUUCUGAGCUCUGAUACUACUGAAACGUUUCUCUCCAAUGUUACCAGUGGUCUCUUAAAUGCUGUAUGCAGUAGUCUGUUAAGUCUUCAAUGAUGACCUUUUUGUAGGCUUUUACGUUUAACCUAAACCAUCCUCUCCUUCCAACUUAAUCAAUGUGGACAAUGCUUCAGCAAAGGAAAUUGAGAAGGAACAGACAACAGGAGAAUCCAGGACAGAGAAGUGUCACAGAAACCCAGAGAAGAGAGAGUGAUCAACAAUGUUAAAUCAGAAAGGCAUCAAGGAUUGAAGAAAAGACUAUUAGAUCUGACAAUUAAGCUAUCACUACCAACUUUAGAAAUAGUUUUAGAUGAAUGAAGUCAGAAGCUAGAUUUCAAGAAGUUGAGAAGUAAAUGAGAUUACAUAAAAUGGGGGCAAUGAAUGUAGAAAAUAUUUCUAGGAGCUCAGCUGUGAAAGGAAGAGGAGAUCCAUAUGGGGGACAUCUGGAUGCAUUUAGAAACAUGAAGCGGAGUGGAAGCAGGCACUGUUUGCACAGGAGAAGUAGGUUCAGCUCCCGGGAGAGAGACUGGCUAAAAGAGGAUGUGAAGAGGGGCUGUGUCUACCUCUAUGGAGCCGAAACAGCUGCUGCCACUGCUGCUGCCACCUCAUCCUCUUUGGAAUUACACCUUGUCCUUUGCACAGUAGACACAGCAGCAUCUGAGAUAUGUGCUGGAGAGGGAAAAGAAAGCCUUUAUCUACAGCUCCAUGGAGAUCUAGUCAGGAGGCUGGAUCCUACUGAAAGACCUCUUCAGAUGGUGUAUGAAUACUUAAGUAGCUUGGGCUUUGAGGAUCCUGUUCGUAUACAAGAGGAGGCAACAAACCCUGACCUCAGCUGUAUGAUUCGCUUUUAUGGUGAAAAACCAUGCCAUAUGGAUCAUCUAGACCGAAUCCUGCUGUCUGGCAUCUAUAAUGUCCGCAAGGGAAAGACCCAGCUUCAUAAGUGGGCUGAGCGCUUAGUUGUUCUCUGUGGGACUUGCCUUAUUGUGUCUUCAGUGAAAGACUGCCAGACUGGAAAGAUGCACAUUUUGCCCCUCGUUGGGGGAAAGGUAGAAGAACUGAAACGACGGCAACACAGUCUUGCCUUUAGCUCUGCAGGAGCCCAAGCUCCAACUUACCACGUCAGCUUCGAGUCAUUGGCAGAGUGCCAGAGGUGGCACCGCCAGGCCUCCAAGGUGGUGUCACAGCGGAUAAGUACAGUUGAUCUCUCGUGUUAUAGCCUUGAGGAGGUUCCUGAGCAUCUCUUCUAUAGUCAAGAUAUCACCUACCUCAACUUGCGGCAUAACUUUAUGCAAUUAGAAAGACCAGGAGGCCUUGAUUGUCUCUAUAGGUUUUCUCAGCUGAAGGGACUGAACUUGUCUCACAAUAAGCUCGGGUUAUUCCCCAUUUUACUUUGUGAGAUUUCUACUCUAACAGAACUGAACCUUUCUUGUAAUGGACUUCUUGAGCUGCCUGGUCAGAUUGGCAAUCUCCUUAAUCUUCAGACUCUCUGUCUUGAUGGCAACUUCCUCACUACUUUACCAGAAGAAUUGGGAAAUUUGCCACACCUUUCCACUCUUGGACUCUCCUUCAACAAUUUCAGCCAAAUUCCUGAGGCUUGUAUGAAGCUCUCAAUGUUAGAUAAACUGGCUAUGGCGGGAAACCAGCUAGAAGUCCUGAAUUUGGGGGUUUUGAAUGUGAUGAAGCAUAUCAAGCAUGUUGAUUUAAGGUUGAACAGUUUGAAGAGAACAGUUGUUGACAACAUGGAGGGGAACAAGCAUGUUAUUCACAUGGAUUUGCGUGAUAAUCAGUUGACUGACCUGGAUUUGAGUUCCCUGGGAAGCCUGCAGCAGCUUCACUGUGAACGGAAUCAACUGAGGGAUCUAACACUCAGUGGCUUCACCCUUCGGGCCCUCUGUGCCAACUCCAACAGGCUGACCACAGUGAAUGUUUAUCCAGUGCCCAGUCUGCUUACUUCCUUAGAACUCUCUAGGAAUCAAUUAGAAUAUAUUCCUGACUGGGUCUGUGAAUCAAAGAAGAUUGAAGUGUUGGACAUGAGCUAUAAUCUCCUAACAGAGAUUCCUAUUAGGAUUCUGAGUAGUCUGAGUCUUAGGAAGCUGAUGGUGGGACACAACCAGUUGCAAAGUCUUCCAGUCCUUCUAGAACACAUUCCCCUUGAGGUCUUGGAUCUACAGCAUAAUUUACUCUCCAGGUUGCCAGAUACCCUCUUCUCCAAGGCAUUAAAUCUCAGGUACCUGAAUGCCUCUGCAAACAGUCUAGAGUCUCUGCCAUCUGCUUGUACUGGGGAAGAGAGUCUUAGUAUGCUGCAACUCCUCUACCUGACCAAUAACCAGCUGACAGACCAGUGUAUCCCUGUCCUCGUGGGACACCCGCAUCUCCGCAUCCUGCAUCUUGCAAACAACCAGCUACAAACUUUCCCAGCCAGCAAAUUGAACAAGUUGGAACAUUUGGAGGAGCUGAACCUGAGUAGCAACAAACUAAAGACAAUUCCUACAACCAUUGCAAACUGUAAACAGCUGCAUACUCUUGUUGCACAUUCCAACAAUAUCAGCAUAUUUCCAGAGAUCCUGCAUUUGCCACAGAUCCAGUUUGUAGAUUUAAGCUGCAAUGACUUGACAGAAAUUCUGAUUCCUGAGGCUUUGCCUCCCACCCUACAGGACCUUGACCUCACUGGAAAUAUAAAUCUGGUUCUGGAACAUAAGACAUUGGACAUCUUCAGUCACAUCACCACCCUGAAAAUUGAUCAGAAACCCCUGCCAACGGCUGAUUCUGCAAAUGCAUCGACGUUCUGGAGCCACGGACUCGCUGAGAUGGCCGGUCAGAGGAAUAAACUCUGCGUUUCCUCUUUGGCUGUGGAUAACUUCACCGACGGUGUGGAAGCCGUGUACGGCAUGUUUGAUGGCGACCGCAAUGAGGAGCUCCCGCGCCUCCUCCAGUGCACCAUGGCAGACGUGCUUUUGGAAGAGGUGCAGCAGUCGCCCGUGGACACCAUUUUCAUGACUAACACGUUUCUGGUGUCGCACAGAAAAUUGGGAAUGGCUGGCCAGAAGCUGGGUUCCUCUGCUCUCCUCUGUUAUGUCCGACAUGAUGCUGCAGAAUCUACAAGUGGCUUCACCCUGACAGUGGCCAAUGUGGGCACAUGCCAAGCAGUCCUGUGCCGAAAUGGACAGCCCUUGCCCCUCUCCAGAGUCUUCAGCUUGGAACAAUGCCCAGAGGAGUUACAGCGGGUGAAAGAACAGAAAGCCAUCAUAACAGAGGACAACAAAGUGAAUGGAGUAACCUGCUGUACGCGGAUGUUGGGGUGUACAUACCUCUACCCUUGGAUCCUUCCAAAGCCCCAUAUAUAUUCCCUUCCACUUACAGUACAAGAUGAGCUGCUGAUCUUGGGAAACAAAGCGCUGUGGGAACGCCUGUCUUUCCCGGAAGCUGUCGCUGCUGUACGGCAUGUCCAUGAUCCAUUAGGAGCCGCCAAGAAGCUGUGCACUUUAGCACAAAGCUAUGGCUGUCAGGACAACGUUGGGGCAAUGGUGAUCUAUCUGAAUGUUGGGGAAGAUAGUUGUACUUGUGAGGCGAAUGGGCUCACCCUUCCAGGCCCUGGGGGAUUUGCCUCAGCCACUACCGUUAGAGAUGCUCCAAAGCCAACCACCCCUUCCUCCAGUAGCGGCAUUGCUUCAGAGUUCAGCAGUGAAAUGUCUACCUCGGAAGUGAGCAGCGAAGUGGGGUCCACAGCUUCUGAUGAGCACAAUUCCACAGGCCUGGAUGCCAGCCUGCUGCCAAGGCCAGAAAGACGCUGCAGCCUCCAUCCCAUGCCCACCUCGGGGAUAUUUCAGCGCCAGCCUUCUUGUGCCACUUUCUCGAGUAACCAGUCUGACAAUGGCCUGGACAGUGAUGAUGACCAGCCAGUUGAGGGGGUCAUAACAAAUGGCAGCAAGGUGGAGGUGGAAGUAGAUAUCCAUUGCUGUAAAGGAAAGGGUCUUGAGGCGUCUCCUCCUGCUCCUGAAGAGGCUUCUCUGCCUCUCGGUCCUGAGGAGGACUCCGGAGGAUUGUUCUUUAGAUUCCGGAGACAGAAUAGUGUGAACUGUGGGACACUCUUUCCAUUAAGCAGGGAGUUACAGAAAUCUCCAUCCACUUCUUGCCUCUAUGGGAAAAAACUCUCUAAUGGCUCUAUUGUGCCCCUGGAAGAUAGCUUAAACCUCAUUGAGGUGGCCACGGAAGCACCCAAGAAGAAAACGGGAUACUUCUGUGCCCCGACUCAGCUGGAGCCAGAGGAUCAGCUCAUUGUACCUCAUGACCUAGAAGAAGAAGUGAAGGAGCAGCUGAAGUCCCCCCAGGACACCCGGGGUGUUGCAGAGCCCUGUGAGGAGGCGCAGGGGGACCGUCCUGAAGAGUUUGACACUGCUCUGUAGCACUCAGGAAGGAGCUCCAGGGUCUGAGAAGGCUACAGACUCUUGGGGCCCGCGGUCCUUCUGGACAUGUUUGGCUCCGGUGUUGACCACCCACACUGUAGAUGGAUAGAAAGGGGGGUGUGCUUAGAGGUGGAAAAUGAGUGCAGCCAGGGUUUUAUUUAGAAUGAACCAGAAACCACCAUCCGUGUUGGAUUGAAAAUUUAACUGGCUUUGGAAUUCCCUGGAGAGGAAGAGAUGGUCUGCCUCAGUCCUACCACCUGCCAUUAACCCCUUCUCUCCUAGGUUAAUUUUGAGAAUUUGCCUGCCUGGGCAGGAAGGGAACUUGUUUGUGUGGAAAAAGUGACUGAAAAUUGAUUCUCUUCAUGAUCCCUCCUGGAGCAUCUCUGACCGAAAAGUCAUUUGUCCAGUGUCAGAGCUCAGCCUAAAUGAUGAGAUGGGAUGUAGUCAUGUGGCUUUUUUAUUCUUCUCUAAGAGAAUACAGCCUAUGGAAAUAAAACUCACCGAGAAUGCAGAGCCAAUCAAACAAUUGAUUUAUGUAUGUACUGUAAUGGAAGCACUUUUCAAUGACUGAAAUUUAUUUUUGAAUCUGCACUCGAGCCAAUCUUCUAAGAGGCGGUCCACUACCUUGUCCCUCUGGUUGGGGACAGCAAGGUGUUGGUGCCUCUCACAAGGGUCCCAAGAAGGGUUGUAGGGAACAGAAAUGGGAGAGAAUUCAGAGUUCUUGUGAAUUUAUAUAAAAAGGUAAGAAUGGGAAUGAGGAGAGGGACUGAAGAGUCCCCUGGUCCUGCUGAAGGAAUUGAGUUUAGAUCUCUUAACAAAAAGAAAGGGCUAGAAAUUUCCCUGCAGACAAGAAGGGAGUGAUCUGGAGACUGAUAUGAUUCCAUAAAAUGUGGUAGGGAGUUGGCAGUUUUCAUCUCCUACUAAGUAGGGCCAAGGGCUUUCUCCUAUCCAGGUGACCUUGAGCUAUACCGUGUUUGGGGGAAAUUUGAGAACAGAUGGAUGAACCUCACAUAUUAGACAUUCUUCUCUCCCUCUGGUGGAAGAUCAUUUUCCUGAAAACCAGAGGAACAGAUUUUAAAAUCUGUUUUUUAUAGGCCUUCAAAUCUUAAUGUUGCAGUGGUGAACUGUGUUACCCUUUAAAAAUCAGUCGUAUUGCACCCUAUAUGCUCUCAAUGAGUGUGGGACUCAUUCACUACUAUGUGACUCUUAUCUGAUUAGAAAUAUCUCCGUGUGAAUAGAAAACUCCAUUUUCUGUACUUUUUGCACAUCUCUUCUCAUUCCACAUGACCCUGUCAAAAUGCAUUUCCUUGCACAUGCUGUCCGUUUGCCUUUAUAAUUAGAAGACUUAUGUAGACAGGAAAGCUAAUUUUUAAAUUUUUCUUCCAAAACUUUGAUGUUGUCUCACCUAAUCAGCUUGGGAGUGUGGUUUGGAUUUGUCAAGUGUUUACACAGUCCGAGAAGAAAACAGGGUGGAACCAUUUUGGCAUUUGCUUUAUUUUAGGAACAUAAGGGUUGAACAUUGAUUGGCCAAAUAAUUUUUAAAAGCAACUUAAUUUAUACUUCGGGGGUCUUAUUGUUUGAAGCAAUAAUAGCAAACCAAUUUGGAUUAAUUCACUCAUAAAUCCAAUAUCAGUUGUCUGAGAGGUAUCACCUUUACACAUGAAUGUAUGCCACUUGUGCUUGCUUUUGAGGGGAUCCUGUUAACUGCUUAAUGACCAUCUAAAAUUUGAGUCUUGUUUUGUUAGGAAAAUUUUGGCUUAUCUGCCAAACUAUUUCUCUACUACCGAAGAAGUUGUCAUUCCAAGUCUGAUCUGAAUAAUAAUUCUUAGGAAGAGACUAUAGAGGCACAUUCUGGGUUUAAGGGUCACUAAAAAGACAGGAAUGAAUUAUUUUGUGGCAAUAGCAUUUUCUUUUUAGGGAAAUGGAAAAACAGAAUAGGGAAGAGGCUAAAAUGGUGAUGCCAAGCCUUAGCCUUCCAGCACUGCCAAAUAAUUUUAGAAGUGCAUCCUCUAAUCAAGAAUGCUGAUUUGUAGUUACCACAUUGAUAUCAUGGCUUCUCAGAAUUGUUCUUACUUUGUAUGCAGCCUUUUAAUUUCUUUCACUUUCCCCCAGCAUGCUUGUUUCCAUAACCACUAGUUUUGGUAUAACAUGGUAUAUUAGGCCUUUUUAAAAAUUAUUAUUGGUAAGCUCAUGAUUUGGAAGUUACAGGUGUUCCUGUAUCGAAGCUGAAAUUAUAUUUAGCAAAUUUUAUAUUAAAAAACUAAACCUAAAUUGGAGGCAUAAGGGAAAGGAUUCUCUUGUACAACUACUCUAGGAGAGACGAGUAAAAGACUUUUUCCUAAAAAGCUAAGCAGCCUCCUCUGUGCCAGAGUAGGCUUGUAGACCUGAUGCCCUAGAAAAUGAUGCUUAGGACUUCGAUUAUCUGAUCAGGCUAUCAUUGGUUCAUUAAAUCUAGCCCCCUACUUCCGGCAGUAUCUUCUCUCUUGUGCUUGAGCAACAAAAUCAACCCCAGGUUCUCCUUAUAGUGUCCUUUGUAAAACUGGGUACCUGCCAUCUCUGUGAAACAGGACAGAUUAAGUGGUUUUGUGAGCAUGAAGUUACCCAUUCUAGAGCCUUGAAGCAGCAGCAUGUGACAACCCUACCCCCCCCCCCCCCCCAUUGAAAAUGUGAAUCUUGGGAGCCCUGGUAUUUAGCCAAGCUGGGUUUGGGGAGCAUGUUCUUUUUUAGGCCGAGGAUUAAUAUGGCAAGCCACAGUGCUGUGCUAGUCAUCAUCGACUUACCACUCCAGACAAAUAAAGUGUUUAUUAUCCUACUGACAAGCAUACAUGUGCAAUAAGAUGACGUGUUCCCUGUGUGUAAAAGGUAGAGCAGGGAUGAGCAGCUUGAUUACUAUUGGGUACUAUGGUAAUAGUUUGUUUGCAGUUGCUGCUGUUUUCCAGGAGAUGGGAAUAGUAUUAGCCAAUCUACUGAGUGUUGAAUGAUUAUCUCAUUUUUACGUAAAACUUCCACAAAAUCAAUACUUUUAAGCCACUGACUUACCAUCUUUUUCUGUUCAAUAAGUAUCCAGCGGAAAACUUCCGUGAGGAAGCGAGUGACAAACAAUAACAGUGAUUCAGCUGCCUCCAUGCCAUUCAGUGAUUCCUGAAGCAGUCCAGACAGUGUAUGACAUCUCACAUUUCACCUCAUUCUGGCUGAAGCCAUUCAGUCGCCCAAACACGGAGGCAUCAUUUUAUUUUCAGUUAGUGACUACCCUAUAAUUGAGAACCGACUUCCUGGCUCAGGAAAAGAGCCUGUAUACAGUAAGUCUUGCUGUGAUCAUUCAACCCCACAUUGAUUUCUUGUGCUCUAGACUAUCUACCCCUCUCCUGGAUUUUGUAGGAUUUUCUCUCACUUUUGCCAAAGGAUGUCAUCCAGGCAGUGAGUCCACAUCUUACAGUUUUGUGCAAUCAUUGUCCUACUCUAGUCUUAAAACUCAUUAUAGUGUAUUUUUGAUAUUUUUGAAAUGUGUUAAAUUUUUUAAUUCAAUAACAUGAGCCAGAGCAUGUUUCAGCAAAUCUAUUGUUUGUAAUAAUAAUAAUAAUAAACAAAUAAAUAAAUAUGAUAUAUUUUGGUGCCUUUGUUUUAAA
Monodelphis domestica (gray short-tailed opossum) is the source of this 10955-nucleotide messenger RNA. It is a transcript of the gene PHLPP2, whose product is annotated as PH domain and leucine rich repeat protein phosphatase 2. Gene Ontology annotation, molecular function: protein binding. NCBI's taxonomy places the organism in Eukaryota, Metazoa, Chordata, Mammalia, Didelphimorphia, Didelphidae. The record is from RefSeq and is a predicted model, not a curated record. Gene Ontology annotation, cellular component: cytoplasm.